CUGAAAAAUAAAAUUUAUUCCGUCGGAGAUCGGUGUGGAAGUAGGUUGUUAUCACGCGCUGUUCGAACCUAACCUCAAAACAAUGUUUUUAUUGUUAUUAUUCGGUUUCUUCUGGGGAGUCUCUCUUUCUGAGCCCCUCAUGCGCAACUGUGAACCUAUUCGCGUAGAAAUGUGUAUGAUGUGGUAUAAUUCAACUAGUAUGCCCAAUUUGGGAGGUAAUGACAUUCAACAAGAAGCUGAUUUACAACUUCAGUCGUUUUCACCUCUCAUUCAGUACGGCUGCAGUCAAAAUUUAAAACUCUUUUUGUGCUCGGUUUACGUGCCAAUGUGUACUGAAAAAGUUACUAAUCCCAUCGGACCCUGUCGUGGACUUUGUGAGGGUGUGAGAUCCCGGUGUUACCCUGUUCUCCAAGGGUUCGGUUUCCCGUGGCCGGACGCUUUGAAUUGUUCCAGAUUUCCUGAAAUUAAUAACCAUGAACACAUGUGCAUCGAGGGGCCUAAAGAUGAAAUUGAUAUUAGGGCUCCUGUUGAUCCAGCUGUGCAGAAAUUUGACUGUGAGCUAAGAAAAAACGGAGAGGGAUGUCAACCGGGCUGUAAUUCAAACAAUAUGUUCGAAGAAUCCGAAAAGAAAUUUGCAGAGGUGUGGGUGACUGUAUGGGGUUUCAUUUGCCUUAUAAUAAGCUUGGGAGCAGCAAUGACUUUAACCAUUGGUGGCGGUCGGGUAAAGGCAAGACCCCUUCUUAGCUUAGCUCUCUGCUACGUUUUGCUAAGCACAGGCUGGGCUCUAAGAAUGUUUUCUGGAAGAAUAACGAUGUCUUGUCCAAAAUCGCCUGAAGAUGGUUUGUCGAACAUUAAUUGCGCUUUCAUCUUCCUGCUUUUGUACUACUUCGGAAUGGCAGCAAAUGCUUGGUGGGUUUGUCUCUGUGCAUGGUGGGUAGCCCGAGUGGGACUUUCAUGGCCCCCAGAAAAAAUGAGAAGUUUGAGUUCAGUUCUCCAUGUAUGUGCAUGGUCACUACCUGCAGCUCAAACUGUUGCUGCGCUAGUAAGAAGGGACGUGGACUCCGAUGAUUUAACAGGAACGUGCUACAUUGGCAACAGAAAUUCCACAACCCUACUUUCUCUGGUACUUAUUCCCUACUUCUUCUACUUUACUACUGGUACCGUACUUCUGUUCUUGGGUUGUAGCUACGUGAUGAGAAAGCCGAGGUCUCUGGCUGCUGCGCCGCUGACCAAUGCCGCUCCAAGAAAGGAAAGUGAUUUCUUAGGGGCGAUUUGUACAUUAUAUGCAAUUCCUACAUUCUGUGUAAUGGCCAGUAUCUACUAUGAGUAUAACAACAGAGAUAGAUGGCUUGCUGGAGAGAGAAAACCUGCCUUAUGGGCGUUCUUGUUAAAAUACUUCAUGAGUUUGUUCAUUGGAGUAAGCAGCGUAUUCUGGAUUUGGUCGAUGAAAAGUGUAAUGGCCUGGCGAUCAAUUCUAAGACGCCUUGGACCAAGAAAGCAGCUACCUUUGAAAGUGCAAACGAUGCCCCAGGUGAUGCGAUAUAUGCCUGCCCAGACAUUAAGUACGAGUCUGAGCACGACUUCCAAACAUUCUACUAGAACACAUCCACAUAGGAAACCCAGAGUUCAUCACCACAUGCGAUCAGGAAGUGAAACGGUCAUCUGAUGGCCUUUUCUGUAUAUUUUAAAUAUUUCCCAAAUCAAAUGACUAAGGUUGAUAAACCGUUGUAUGCCAAAAGUUGUCUCUAAAGGCAUGUAUUCACUAUGUUCGCAAACUUCUCGCGCUUCGCGCUCCUACAACUGCUCCAACGGAUACGGUAUACGCUCCUCUACUGGCCGGUUUCACCAACGACAAAUCGUAGUUUAUUCUAUGAAUAAAGUUAUUCGACCAAUAAACUCACAUUUCUGCAUUUUACUAACGUCAAAUAAGACUUAUUUUAUUUAUUUAUUAAAUAAAUAUUGACUCUUCGAAUAAAUUGACAAGUUAAUUUCGCUGUAAAUAUCUAUAAGAAAGUAAAUUCGUCAGUUUAAGUUUAAAUUAUCAAAAUUAUAUUGAAACAAAAUAAAAAUAUAAACGUCUAAUAAAUUUUAUUCGACGAAUAGCUUAUUCGUUGAUUUAUUUGUUGUUGGUGAAACCGGACCUACGUCAUAUAAACCGUCACCGAUUGGGGCGCUGAUGGAAUGGAUACAUGCCUUUAUAUUUUGGGGAUAAAGGUAAAACAAAAAUUAUUUAAACACCACGAAACAAAGUGGUAGUAUUAGUUGUAAUUAAAGAGGCAUUACGUAUUUUUUACAUAAUAAUUUUAUCCAAGUGACAGCUUUAUUUAAAAUAUUGUUAACGAGUGUUGAUGUAGAAAAAAACAAUACAAUUAUUAUUUAGUUAUUAAACCGGGUGUCAAAAGACGCGGGACGGGCGAAUAUUUCGCAAAAUUUGCAUCGGAUCGAAAAAUUGGAAAACACGUUUUUAAACUUUUUAAAAAGUCUAUCGAGUGACAUCAAGCAUGAUCCCUUUUACACCCACCCUCUAGGUGUGAGGCGGGGAGAGCACAACUUUGACAUAUUAAAUAAGAACCCCGUUUUUAUUUCAAAUUUGGAUUUCUUAUGCAAAAAUAAGUAACUUACCUAUGUUCGAAACAUUUUUUCGAAUUGUUGGCAGAUUGCGCUAUAAUCGUAAAAAUUCGAUUUAUCCUGAUACCAUAGAAAAAUUAUGGAAACGGUCUAAUAUCUCGAGAAUGGCACUGUUAAAUAAAAAAAAAACCUUUAUUUUUGUCUAAUGUUUUUAAUAUUUUCAAGAAUCUCAUCCUCUUCACCUUUACACCCUGGGGUGGGGCGGGGAUAACUUUGAAACCUUCAAUAGAAACCAUAUCACCUUUUAUUGUAGAUUCAAAUUCUACGUAAAAAACUGUAUUCAGUACCACAAAAAUAAUUUUGCAGACUUCUGAUUUUCUGUGAUUACAGCGCCAUCUAUCGCGAAUGAAGAAAAGAAAAGAGCAGACAGAACUUGUUUACUUUUUUACGUAGAAUCCGGAUCUGUAAUAAAAAAUAGCAUGUUCCGUUUAAGGGGACCGGUACAAAGUUUCGGCUCCGAUGUUAUUUAAAUGGGAUUAAUUUUUUUCGAAUCCUGAGAAAACUAAUAUAAGUAUUUUUGAAAAAAUUAAAAGCAGAAUGAAAGAUUACGUUCUUGCCGAGGGCCGAAAGUCCCUGAAAACUUCUAUAAUGUUUAUUUUAAUAAGUUACAGGAGUGAAAAACUAAGAGAAAAUGUAGCAUGAUUUUUAAUUUCAAAUAUCUCAUUGAAAAGAAAGUUUUUAUUUAUUCUAAGGGAGCGUUCAAAUAUUACGUAACGCGAUUUUUGAAGAUUUUUGACCCCCCCUCCCCCUACGUAACGCACUGUAAUGGGCGUUUAACUAUUACGUAACGCAAUUUUUGAAGAUUUUUGACACCCCCCCCCCAACGUAAUUUAUUGUUUAUUAUUUAUGGAAGAUCCAAGCAGAGAAUACACCAGGAUAAUAUAUUCUGUGAUCCAAGUACUUUGUUGUUAAAGAUGUUCAAAAUUGUAAGCGUUCCAUUAACAAUAUGUUAUUAAAAAUCACUUUUAUCACUUUUCUCGAUUGACUAUUAGUUUUUGUCGUACAGUAUAUAGAUUAUUACAAUCACUAAAUACAUAAUUAGUGAAAAAAUUAUAUUAAUUAACUGAAUUACUAAUUAAGGCAAUUAUCAAUUGCCUUAACCAGUUAAGCUAAAGUUGUUAAGAACAUUCAAAAGCCAUCUCUUUAAAGUUAAUGAUGACAUUGUCAAGUAAUGUUUGGAUAUCCAUACCAGUGAGAAUUUUACUACACGUAGUUUGCCGUGUAAAGCCAGAAAAAGUAGGGAUAUCCGUAAAAUAUUUGCGCCUACACUCUUAAGAUUUCAAAGUUGACCUCCGCCCCACCCGCAAGUGGUAAAGGUGAAGGGUCGUGAUUUUUCAUUUAGAAGUGUAUUUCUCACAGUUCUCUCAACGAGCAUAUUAGACCGUUUCCAUUAUUUUCCUAGGGUAUGGCAUGGAAAAGCUGCACAGAUUUGUUGAACCAGGUUCUGUGGUUAACCAGGAUAUUUUUCCUUGUAGGUUGUAGGAGAGCAUAUCUGGAUUCAUUUUGCAUAAUGUCUUUGAUGUACUGUAGCUUUCGAGAUUUGAUACUGGUCAGUACCUCUCGGUUCUUCUUCAUUCUUCUGAGGACCGUUUGAUUUGUGACUCUGUCCAUCUAAUGGAUCUUAAAUAUUCUCGGAUAUAGCUACAUCUCAAAUGCUUCCAACCUUUUGCACAUAUCUUCGUUCAAGGUCCACGAUUUAACACCACAAAAAAGGGCAGAGAAGACGUAGCAUUGCAGCAUUCGUACUUUUAUACCUGGAGAGUUGUUGUUGCUCUUGAAUAAGGCCCUCAUCAGGUUGAAGAUGGAUCUUGCUUUUCCGAUGCGCGCUCUUAUCUCCUGGUUGUUGAUCCAUUCUUCAUGUAUUAUGAUUAUGGUACCGAGGUGGUGGUAGUGCGCCAUUCUCUGUACUGGGGUUUGGUUAACGUAAAGUUGGCCUUCUGUUUAUCUUUUUCUUGUUAAUUAUCGUGAGCGUUGUCUUCUACGCUUUUAUAUUGGUUCAUAUUGUUGACUGUACUACACGAUUUUGUUCAUAAAAACUUUUAAGUCUUCACUCAUUCUCUGUUGUAUAUCAAUAUCGUCUGUUGUAGAGUAUCAUACACGUACCCGUGCCUUUUGCCUCGGGUAUAUCUAUAUAAUUAUUAAGUUUCUUUUGCUUAUUUUUUAUGUAUUGACUAUAUCCAGUGGCGUGCGCACUGUGGGUGCCGCGACACCCACAAUUGUGACCGAAGGGCGCUAAAAUUCAAUACUAAAUUAGAAAAAAAAAAAGAUUUAUUGUGUAUGCCUCGCCAAUGUGGAUAAGUGAAAAGUAAGAUGAUUCCAUAAAAUUUGCCCUCGUAACAAUCGUUGAAAUACACUCAGGUGCAAAAAAUCGAUCCACUGAAAAUUUGGUCAUUUUGAUGUCUCGAAUUUCCUAAACCUGUUGUCCGAUUUAAGUGAUUUUUUUACCAUGUUAUAGCCUUAUUCAUUAACAAUGUCAUUGUAAUAAUAUUGUUGUUAGACAGAUAAACUGUCAUUGUAUACCGGGUGUACGAAAAACUGUGUUUCUUUCUCAAAGUUCGCAAAAUACUGAAAUUAAAACCCAACUAUAGCUUCAGGUUUUCUCAACAUUCUGUUUUUAGAUUCAUUCGCUUAUGUUGGAUAAUAAAAAAGUUAGGUAAUUUAACAAUUGGCCAUGUUGGUCAUCAGUACAGGGUCUUUCUAAAUAAGUGCGACAAACUUUAAGGGGUAAUUUUAAUUUUACAUGAGAAAAUAAUGACAGUUUGCUUUAUAAUCAUAUGUCCGCAAACGCUUCGUUUCCGAGAUACGGGAUGUUCAAUUUUUGUUUACAAAAUGACGAUUUAUUUAUUGCUUUAAAACCAGUUAAAAUAUGCAGAUAAAAUUUGGUGGGUUUUAAGACGUAGUUAUUGCAAAUUUUUUUACAUACAAUUAAGAAUUUUAUAUUCACCAUUGGCGUGCAUACGGGUAAUAUGAUCGGUCAUAAUACCCGUUUGCGCGCCAAUGGUGAAUAUUAAAUUCUUAAUUGUAUGUCAAAAAAUGUGCAAUAACUAUGUCUUAAAACCCACCAAAUUUUAUUUGCAUAUAUUCACUGGUUUUAAAGCAAUAAAUAAAUCGUCAUUUUGUAAACAAAAAUUGAACAUCCCGUAUCGGGGAAACGAAGCGUUUGCGGACAUAUGAUUAUAAAGCAAACUGUCAUUAUUUUCUCAUGUAAAAUUAUCCCCAAGUUUGUCGCACUUAUUUAGAAACACCCUGUACUGAUGACGAACAUGGCCAGUUGUUAAAGUACCUAACUUUUUUAUUAUCCAACAUAAGCGAAUUAAUCAAAUAACAGAAUGUUGAGAAAACCUGAGGCUAUAGUUGGGUUUUAAUUUCAGUAUUUUAUAAAUGCUAGGAUAGUCCACAGGGUGGUGCGAGCUUUGAGAAAAAAACACAGUUUGGUUCGUACACCCAGUAUACAAUGACAGUUUACGUGUCUAGCAACAAUAUUAUUACAGCGAUAUUGUUAAUGAAUAAGGCUAUAACAUGGUAAAAAAAUCACUUAAAUCGGACAACAGGUUUAGGAAAUUCGAGACAUCAAAUAUGACCAAAUUUUCAGUGGAUCAAUUUUUUUGCACCCGAGUGUAUAAUAAAAAAAAAAUAAAAUAUAUAUCAUCAAUAAUGUAAUUAAUUAUAUUUAAUUAACUUUUUGAUAUCAGUGUAACUACUAAAAGAAAAAUACAUUUAAGAAACAUAUUUUUUUUAUUUUACAUUAUCCAGAAUUUUAUAUAUGAGGCAAAAACUUGUUAACUUUAUCGUUAACAAUUAGUAAGUAAGAGAUACAAAGAAUUGAAAUUUUUUUUUAUUUUUUAGUUUGCUCCUUUAACAUUUUUUAAUAUUUUAGAAAAUAAAGUUUAUUAUAAAGUUAGGAGAGUUAGGGGCAGUAAAAUUAGUCUCGGCACCCAUAUUAGAAAUAUGCUGCGCACGCCUGUGACUAUAUCUUAUGUAUUUCUCUGUAACCGAGAACUCUAUUUUUAUAGAGUAACUCGUUGCGACUAUAAGCAAUAGGAUUAAUAAUAUACAAUACGAAUAACACUUGUUUUGUUUGAUUUCUACAUAUUUUUUGUGUAAUGUAUAUCCCAAUUUAAAGGUAAAAUUUGUUAAAAGUUAAAUUAAAGCAAAAACUUAUCCUGUACAGAGUUCAAAACUGUAAAAAUUAUUAUUGUACAUAUUACAUAAUAGACAAAAGUAUAUUCUUCCAUUAGAAAUAUUUAUUUGCAUUAUGGGAAGGGUCGAGUAAAGAACAGAAAUGCGCUUAGAACUUCUUCUUGUAUUUUGUAAUGUUGUAAAUAGUCUGUGAUUAUUUGUAUACACAAUAUUUAUUUUUUAUAUUAACUAUUAUUCAUGGCCAUUAUCUUUAAAACAAUGUAUAUUAAAAGAGAAUAUGUUCUACUAUUUAUAUUACUGAAAAAAAAAGAGAUUAUCCAUCUAUAUAAAAUCAGUAUUUAAAAAAUAUUUAAAAAUCCUUUAUAAACGGUAUAUUUUUAUAAAAAAAACCCUCAAAGGACCACAUCUAAAUCACAGAACGUUUUCGAUCUACAUAGAUCAUCAUCAGUGCAAUAAUGAUACAGGCAAAACAUAUGCUGAGCCUGAGCCACCAAAAAUACAUGAGUAAAAACUCUUUAAACGUUAACACAAUAUGUUACGAGUUACAAUAUUAUUAAAGAAUCCAAGUGAUGGAUAAAAAUCCGUAUUAAUACGUCCUGGGCAACCCACGUACCUUGUGGAGAGUCAUAAGAUGCCAAAGGCUAUAUCCAUAUUGAUUUUUAUCCAUCACUUCGACUUUUUAAUAAUAAUGGAACAACUCUUACUUGUGUUACGAUUUAAAGGGUUUUUACCCAAGUAUUUUUGGUGGCUCUGCAUGUGAUUGGCCUGUAUCAGCACUGAUGAUGAUCUAUGUAGAUCAAAAAUGUUCUGUGAUUUAUAUGUGGUUCUUUGACGGCUUUUUCAUAAUUAUACCUUUUAUAAAGGAUGUAUGCUUCACAUAAUAUAAAUAGUACACCUAUAUUCUUUUUUAAAAUGUCUUACAAACAUCAACUAUUUUUUCAUUUUCUAUCAUUUUUAAAUCAAUGUCAGUUUUAUGGCAGCUUGUAUUUCAUGUUUCAUAGGAGAGGGUGUUAGACUUAACUCUAAAUAAAUAUCCUCAAUCAAUAAUAGCACGAUUUUUUUUCUAGUGUACACAUUUUCGUUUUUGAAUAUUGUAAAUAUUAGCGUGCCAUUUUAUAUUAUUCCUACGAUGUCUUAAUUAUAAGACCUAGUUUUUAUAAGAUUUUUAUACAUAUUUUUUUUAUAAAUCUAUGUACUUACAAACUAUUUAUUUAGUUAUUUAGGUUUGUGUAAAGUGUCUUGUGAUAUGUG
Messenger RNA from Diabrotica virgifera virgifera (western corn rootworm), 8019 nucleotides. RefSeq names its product frizzled-4-like. The record is from RefSeq and is a predicted model, not a curated record. Gene Ontology annotation, molecular function: Wnt receptor activity; Wnt-protein binding. The coding region runs from base 83 to 1666 and encodes 527 amino acids. Gene Ontology annotation, cellular component: plasma membrane. Gene Ontology annotation, biological process: canonical Wnt signaling pathway; non-canonical Wnt signaling pathway. Lineage: Eukaryota; Metazoa; Arthropoda; Insecta; Coleoptera; Chrysomelidae. The transcript has 5 exons.